Monopterus albus (swamp eel) is the source of this 1957-nucleotide messenger RNA. It is a transcript of the gene pdha1a, whose product is annotated as pyruvate dehydrogenase E1 subunit alpha 1a. The record is from RefSeq and is a predicted model, not a curated record. Lineage: Eukaryota; Metazoa; Chordata; Actinopteri; Synbranchiformes; Synbranchidae. The transcript has 11 exons. Gene Ontology annotation, molecular function: pyruvate dehydrogenase (acetyl-transferring) activity. Gene Ontology annotation, biological process: pyruvate decarboxylation to acetyl-CoA. Gene Ontology annotation, cellular component: intracellular membrane-bounded organelle. Bases 93 to 1268 code for a protein of 391 amino acids.
AGAGAAGAAGAGUGAGCGGAGGCGGAAGUGCAGAAUCUCACUAAAGGACGGACCUGUGGGAGUAUUGGCUGUGCUGAGCUAACGUAGGAAAGAUGCUGACCAACAUUUCUAAUGUGCUGAGAGCUUGCGUUCAGAGAAACCAGGUAGCUACAGUCCUCAUAUCAGCACGAACAUAUGCUGACUUCACCACCGAGGCUACCUUUGAAAUAAAAAAAUGUGACGUCCACAAGCUGGAUGAGGCCCCUGCCACCCAGGUGGUUUUGACUCGUGAUGAGGGGCUGCAGUAUUACCGCAUCAUGCAGACCAUAAGGCGUAUGGAGCUGAAGGCAGAUCAGCUGUAUAAGCAGAAGAUCAUCAGAGGAUUCUGCCACUUAUAUGACGGCCAGGAGGCUUGUGCUGUUGGCAUUGAAGCAGCAAUUAAUCUGACGGAUCACUUGAUCACUGCAUACCGUGCCCACGGCUACACUUACACCAGAGGAGGGACUGUGAAGCAAAUCAUGGCAGAGCUCACUGGCAGAAGAGGAGGCAUUGCAAAGGGCAAAGGAGGCUCUAUGCACAUGUACUGUAAAAACUUUUACGGAGGAAAUGGAAUUGUCGGAGCUCAGGUCCCCCUGGGUGCUGGUGUGGCUCUAGCCUGCAAAUAUCAGGGCAAAAACGAGCUGUGUGUCUGUCUCUAUGGUGAUGGUGCUGCCAACCAGGGUCAGAUCUUUGAAACCUACAAUAUGGCAGCACUUUGGAAGCUGCCUGUCAUCUUCAUCUGUGAGAACAACAGGUAUGGCAUGGGCACAUCAGUGGAGCGAGCUGCAGCCAGCACAGAUUACUACAAGAGGGGAGAAUUCAUUCCUGGUCUCAGGUUGGACGGGAUGGAUUUUCUGUGUGUUCGGGAAGCAACCAGGUUUGCAGCUGAUCACUGCCGAUCUGGAAAGGGUCCCAUUCUCAUGGAACUGCAGACUUACCGCUAUCAUGGCCACAGUAUGAGUGAUCCUGGUAUCAGCUACCGUACACGUGAGGAGAUCCAGGAGGUCCGCAGUAAGAGUGACCCCAUCUCCCUGCUAAAGGACCGCAUGCUCAGCAACAACAUGGCCAGUGUGGAGGAGCUCAAGGACAUUGAUGUGGAGGUGAGGAAGGAAAUAGAAGAUGCGGCUCAGUUUGCCACUACAGAUCCUGAACCCCCACUGGAAGAACUGUGCAACCACAUCUUUUACAACAACCCACCAAUUGAGGUGCGAGGCACAAAUCCAUGGUCAAAGCUCAAAUCUGUUAGCUAAACAUUUUCAUCCCCCCCCUUUUUUUAAAAUCCUUGCAUCCAUCCCCUGCUGCACCUCACAUGUACACUAACAAUGUCAUAUAUUAUAAAGUAGUGCCUCACGCUUAGAAUUGAAUCCAUCAACAAGUAAACAGUUUUCAGUGCUGUACAUUUUUACAACAGGGCCUGUACUUGCAAUGAUAUUUGGAGAAUUAAAUUAACAAAGACAGAGAAGAACAGAAUGAUUAGCUCUGUUUUCAUGUUUGUGCUAAUUGAGCUAUUAGUGCUUCUUCAUGAAGUUCUGUCCCAUAUUUAUAUUUUUCAUGAGAAUGUUGAGCCAACUGAGUGUUUUAUGUUUAGUACCUAAAAUCACUUUCUUGAUGUUGGUGAACGUUCAUGAACCAAAUGUAUAAAUUAAUACUUCGGAUUGAUUUUUCUGUUUUGUUUUAAGGUAAAGAAGUUACUGUAUUUAAGACACAUCAGUUCUCUUAAUAUUAAGCAUUUAGCAUUUUUAACUUAAGGAGGUUUUGUAAACUGGCCCCAGAUGAAUUUAUUUAACAGAUUCAAAAUUUUUGUGUUUGAUGUUUGUGGGUAAUUUUUGAGGUGUGGUUAAGAAAAUGUCCAUCUAUCACUGUUUGUCUCAUAAAAAGACUGUCCAACCUAUUAAACAAAGGCUUUGUGCUCUUUAUACUUGACAGUGUACCUGAUGAA